CCCCCUCUUCAUUACACCACCCAUGAGCUCAUAAUGCACCACAAACACACUUAACCCCAGCUUUUUACGGAGUGUUAGAUAUAAUCAAAGGAAAGGUUAUGGAUUCAGAAGGGGUGGAAUUGAAUGGAGAUGCUCAAGGAGGAGCUCCAGGAGCGCGUCCUCGGCGGAGCCGCUGGUCAAGGAACGCCCCACUUAACAUGAACCAUUACGCCAAUAAGAAGAGUGCAGCAGAGAGCAUGCUGGAUAUCGCACUGCUGAUGGCCAACGCCUCCCAGCUGAAGACCGUCCUGGAGGUGGGACCCUCUUCCUCCUUAUACAUUCCUCUCAUCAGCCUCAUCAGCAUCUCCCUCAUCCUACAGAUCAUCGUGGGGGUCUUGCUUAUCUUCAUAGUGAAGUGGAAUCUGAAUGACACAAGUAAACACUUCAUACUGAAUCUUCUGGAGAACAUCGUCACAGCUCUCGUCUUUAUCAUCGUAGUAGUCAAUAUUUUCAUCACAGCAUUUGGCAUCCAAAGACCAGAGGACACAAAAACUUAACUGGCGACUGGUUACCUACAUAUAUAGUUGGACAUUUAUCAUCAAAAACUUUUUUUUUAAUCCCAAAAUGAGGUAAUAACAUCCAAAGUACUAUACGUUGUGGACCAUAAAUUCAAAAUUGAAUUAAAAAAGUGCAAUUACAUAUAAUUGUUAUGAAUUAUUGUUUAAUUAUAUAAUUUACAUUGUCACAAUGUAUUAAAUGUGAAAUUGGAUCAAAUAUGUUAAUAGAUUUGAGAUUUUGAGACUGAAAAUAAUCAAGACAGACGUACAGUAGCGCCUGAAGUCUACAAGUCUACCUGAAAGCCUCUGAUCACUGUCUUCAGAGGAAAUGGACUCAUUUUAUGUGGUUCAACUGAAUGCAACUCUUGCACAUGGCACACUUUUUUUUUUUUUUUACUGAAAGGUCAUAUUUAAAGGUAUUGCUGCUUGAAGGAUAACUUGCUUCCUAAAGUCAGAACAAGGUACUUGUGGUGCAAGCUGAUCAUGAAUAUAUUGAAGAGAGUUUAAAUCUUCUCUUACAAACUUCAGUACCUUUACAAAACAUGAAUCCUAAAUCUGAUUUGCCAUAGAUACACAUCAGAAUACUUUUAUUAAAUCCUAUCACAAAUUUAUAUUGUAUUAGUAGCCCAAAAACGAACUUGAUAUGCAUGUUGUCUGUUUGCAUUGAUGCAGUAAACACUGAAAUAAGAGCGCCAUCUACUGACGAGGAGCUAUGGUACAGGCAGAACAAAGCAUAUUGUAUGUAAAUAUAUAAAAUUUUGUAUGGGUCACAAUACUUGGCUUUGUCACAUCACUUUUGCUUUGAAAUAUUUGUGACUUGAUGUUUUAAAGUUAUUUAGUGCUUUGAUGUUUUGAUUUUUGAUGUGAAUAUUUACUAUCCAUUUUAUAGGUUUAUAUGUUUCUUGAACUUUUUGUGUAUUUAUAUGGAUAUUGUUUGUAUAAAUGACCAAAGAUUGCCUUUUUUUCACUUGUAGAGAACAGUGUUAGUCCAAUGAAAACCAAAUAAUGAAAAAUGAAUGCAUUACAUCAUUAUUUCAGUGCACAGAUAAAUAGUAGACCUACUUACAGUUGUUUUUACAUUCAGUAUUGCACACUGGUCUUCAGAUCUAAAGCUGCUGCAUUUAUGGACAAAACAGUCAUUCUGACAUCAAUAAAACUAUUUUUCAGCAAU
Messenger RNA from Carassius auratus (goldfish), 1707 nucleotides. Its product is annotated as ninjurin-1-like. Bases 99 to 536 code for a protein of 145 amino acids. The record is from RefSeq and is a predicted model, not a curated record. Lineage: Eukaryota; Metazoa; Chordata; Actinopteri; Cypriniformes; Cyprinidae. The transcript has 3 exons. Gene Ontology annotation, cellular component: membrane. Gene Ontology annotation, biological process: cell adhesion; tissue regeneration.